AUGAACUCUUCUUCUGAUGCGAACCAAAGUGGUUCUCCCCCGUUCUGCCUGCUGGGCUCCGUGGGUUACUCCCGCAGCCUGGAUACCUGCGUGCUGGAGGUGGUCAUCAUCCUUUUCCUAACUGUGCUCAUCAUUGCUGGCAACCUGGUGGUGAUCUUCGUCUUCCACUGCGCCCCAUUGCUGCACCACCACACCACCAGCCACUUCAUCCAGACCAUGGCGUACGCCGACCUGCUGGUGGGGGUCAGCUGCCUGGUGCCCUCGCUGUCCCUCCUCCACUACCUUCGAGGCCUGAAUGAGGAGCUCACCUGCAAGGCCUUUGGCUACAUGGUUUCUGUGCUGAAGAGCGUCUCCAUGGCCUCGCUUGCGUGCAUCAGCGUGGACCGCUACAUCGCCAUCACCCGUCCACUGUCCUACGCAACGCUGGUGACGCCAUGCCGACUGAGAGUGUGCAUCGUCCUGAUCUGGGUUUACUCUGCUUUGAUCUUCUUGCCAUCCUUCUUUGGCUGGGGGAAGCCAGGAUACCAUGGGGACAUAUUUCAGUGGUGCGCAGACUCUUGGAAGACCAACCCAGGGUUCAGCACCUUCAUCGCGGCGCUGCUCUACGCACCAGCAGCGCUCACCGUCUGCUUCACCUACGGGAGUAUAUUCCGGAUCUGCAGGCAGCACACAAGAGAGAUCACUCAACGGCAUGCCCGCUUCAGCUCGCAGGCGGAGGGCGAUAAAGGCGAGCGGGGGGAGCGGUGUGAAGGGUGCCCGGACAAACGCUACGCCAUGGUGCUGUUCCGCAUCACCAGCGUCUUCUACGUGCUGUGGAUGCCGUACAUCCUUUACUUCCUCUUGGAGAGUGCUGGACUGUAUCACCAUAAGGUGGCAUCCUUCCUUACAACAUGGUUGGCAAUAAGCAACAGCUUCUGUAACUGUCUCAUCUACAGCCUCUCAAACAGCGUCUUCCGGAAAGGUCUGGGCCGCCUCUUUAGCCCGUUGUUCCCCUCCUGUCUCGGCUGCAUGGAGGCCAAAAAGGCGCCAGUUCCUAUUGGCCCCCGGGCAAACACCCGAUGCCAAGUGUGA
Messenger RNA from Trematomus bernacchii (emerald rockcod), 1071 nucleotides. RefSeq names its product probable G-protein coupled receptor 21. Gene Ontology annotation, biological process: G protein-coupled receptor signaling pathway. The record is from RefSeq and is a predicted model, not a curated record. Bases 1 to 1071 code for a protein of 356 amino acids. Gene Ontology annotation, molecular function: G protein-coupled receptor activity. NCBI's taxonomy places the organism in Eukaryota, Metazoa, Chordata, Actinopteri, Perciformes, Nototheniidae. Gene Ontology annotation, cellular component: membrane. The transcript has a single exon.